GGAGCUGAUCUAUAGCAGAGCAGCCAAAGGACCAGACUUGAAGCCCCAGUCCCAGUUUUAAGCUGUUCACCUUGGUUAUUCAUUUAGCUUUCAGAGCCUGGGCCGUCUCUUAUCUACAGCACAUAUCUGAAGUCUCCGCCUCCCCAGCACCACCACAGAAAUGAGUCAGGAUUUACGUUUGCAGAACUAUCCCAGAUCCAUUUGUUCUAACGUGAUAUUUUAAGCAUGAGCUGACGCACCCACGGAAGCAAACUGUGGUUGCAAGUCAAGUAAAUGUGAAGCUUCCUGCCAAACCUGAAACUUUAUAGCUAUGGUUUGCGUAUAGCACAUAGAGUCACAAUAAUGUGACUAGAUGAGAAGUACCAAGGUGACACAAAGGAAAACACCAUACUCACAAAAUUAGGAAGUUAAAACCAGUACCCAGCGUACAUCAUCUUGCAGCACACCGUUGUGUCUUAUACUUGUGGACGCCCACCACAGAUCUUUGUGCAAGGUGAAGAAUCUACAGAAGAGGAAACAUAGAAGCUUUAACAGAAAAGAUAGCCUCAGCCCUAGGAAGUACUGCUAGUUCCUGUUAUUUCAUAUGCCAAAUGCUGGUUUCUCUUUCGAUGCAAGCAGAUUUAUUAGACUCCUCAGUCAAUGAAAGUAUCACCCGAAGAAACGCGGAAACAAGGUAUCUUUUAAAAAGAUGUCAGUCUCUGAAAAUAAAGCCUUAUGUAUUGGGGAUGCCAGGUGCCAUGAGGUUGAGGCACCGGACUUCCACAUGUCCAACCAUGGCUCAAGUCCCAGAUCUGGCAGCUUGCUUUCUCACUUCCCCUCUCUCUCUCUGAUUCAUGAAGAAAAACGAACUGGGACAACACUCCAUGGAUGCUUAGGGACACCCCAGAAAAUCUUUGAAGGUUCUUUGUCAGCGUUCUGGGAUAAUGAACACAUGGACCUUUAUUUGUUAAAUUCAGUUGAUGGCUUGAGCUAGCUCCCAGAAGUCUAGAUUCUGACUUCCAGACAUUGAUGUUUGUGGGAAAUUUAUCUUUAUCUGUACUUCAAAAGCAUUGGUGAAUUAAUUAGAGCUUUUGAAAACAAAGAAAAAACGGAAAAAUAAAUCUUAAUAAAGAUAAUUCAAUGUUGGAUACAAACAGUAAGGUAAACUUACUCUUCUGUUUGACUUCAAAGUAACAGAAUUGCCAUCCCCAAAAGGAAAAAUGAACAGCACCUGUAUUGGAGAACAGCAUAACCUGGAACACUAUUUGUUUCCUGUUGUUUAUAUCUUUGUAAUUAUAGUCAGUGUUCCAGCCAACAUCGGAUCAUUGUGUGUGUCUUUUCUACAAGUGAAGAAGGAAAAUGAACUAGGAAUUUACCUCUUCAGCUUAUCACUGUCUGAUUUGCUAUAUGCAUUAACUCUCCUUCCGUGGAUUGAUUAUACUUGGAAUAAAGACAACUGGACUUUUUCUCCUGCCUUGUGCAAUGGAAGUGCUUUCUUAAUGUACAUGAACUUGUAUAGCAGCACAGCCUUCCUCACCUGCAUCGCUGUAGACCGGUAUUUGGCAGUUGCCUAUCCUUUGAAGUUUUCUUUUCUAAGGUCAAGAAGAUUUGCAUUCAUGGUCAGCAUAGCCAUCUGUGUAUUAGAAGCCAUCUUCAAUGCUGUGAUGUUGUGGAAAGAUGAAACAGCCACUGAAUAUUGCAAUGCCAAAAAGUCCAAUUUUACUUUAUGCUAUGACAAAUAUCCUUUGGAGAAAUGGCAAAUUAAUCUCAGCUUGUUUCGGACAUGUUUCGGCUUUGCAGUACCUCUGAUCAUUAUAAUGAUUUGCAACCGGAAGGUCUACCAGGCUGUGCAGCAUAAUCAAGCCACAGAAAACAGCGAAAAGAAGAAAAUCAUAAAACUACUUAUUACUAUCACAUUGACUUUUGUCUUAUGCUUUAUGCCUUUUCACGUGAUGUUACUGAUUCGCUGCAUUUUAGAACACGAUAUGAGCUUUGAUGACCACCAAAGGUCUGGGAAACAUACUUUUGCAAUAUACAGAAUCACAGUUGCAUUAGCAAGUUUAAAUUGUGUUGCUGAUCCAAUUCUGUACUGUUUUGUAACCGAAACAGGAAAGUCUGAUAUAUGGAAUAUACUGAAAUUCUGCACUGGGAAGCAUAAGAAAUCACAAAGACAAAAGCAAGGCGUAUUUUCUGUAUCUACGAGAGAUACUAUGGAACUAGAGAUCCUGGAAUAGAAAAAAAAAAGAAGGUGGGAGUGGUUAUGCUUUAUAGUAUUAUAUCAUCGAUUUUGCAUUAUGGACAGGAAAUCUAGCAUGAGAGGAGACUAAAGUUUCUAAGUGAGUAUUUUAAUCUUGUCAAAUGGAAAUAGGCUACAAGUAUGUUGUUUAGCUCGCUCCCUGACUUCUAUUAAAUGAGGUUUAUUAAAUAAAAAUGUAAUAUUUC
Messenger RNA from Tupaia belangeri chinensis (Chinese tree shrew), 2421 nucleotides. RefSeq names its product G protein-coupled receptor 65 (gene GPR65). Gene Ontology annotation, biological process: G protein-coupled receptor signaling pathway. Gene Ontology annotation, molecular function: G protein-coupled receptor activity. Bases 1200 to 2213 code for a protein of 337 amino acids. The transcript has 5 exons. NCBI's taxonomy places the organism in Eukaryota, Metazoa, Chordata, Mammalia, Scandentia, Tupaiidae. The record is from RefSeq and is a predicted model, not a curated record. Gene Ontology annotation, cellular component: membrane.